CUAUAAUUUUGUAUGUGGAAGCCAAUGAAAAAGCCGACCUAGUUAUUCUGCUAACUUGAAGAUUCGUUAGUAUAUACUAACUGAUAUCCAAAAUGUAUGAACUAAUAUUCAAGUCUGCUAAGUAUCUAGAUAGCACAGACUAGUAUUUAAAACAUCACAAACUAGUAUCCAGAUAGCAGAUACCAACCAAUAUGGAUACUCUUAUGGGUUAUCUGAAUACUCUUAUGUGUUAUCUGGAUACUAAUUAUGUGCUGUUUGGAUACUAUUCUGUGUUGUCUAGAUAUUAGUUUGUGAAUUUGGGAUAAUAGUGAUUCAUGAUGGAUAUCAGUUAGCAAACUUUGAAUACUAGUCUGUGCUCUCUAGAUACUUUAGUACUUGGAUAUUAGUUCAUGUAUUUUGGAUAUCAGUUAGUAUCUGCUAACGAAUCUUCAAGUUAGCAGAUUAACUUUCCCCAAUUGACGUUUUGUUUUUGUUUUUGUGCAAGUCUAAUGGAAAGAUAACCGAGUUUUAACAAAAUCAUCAUCUGAUCCAACCUGCCGACUACAAAAGCGGAUACAACGAAAAUUUGCUCUCGAACCUAAAUGAGACAACACCAGAUUCAACCCGCUUUAACCAGGUCGAUUGUUUGAUUUUUAGUUGCUAGCCAUAUUGAAAGAGACCUAGCAAGUAACAAAAUCUACACCCGGCUCAAUCCAUCAACUACAAAAAGUAGGUAAAACUUGCUCCGACCCAAAACUUGUCAGAAUCAGGUUCAACUCGCUCAAUACAAAAGUGGGUAAAACUUGCUCCCGAAUCAAAACUCGUCACACCGAAUUCACAUGCUUUGAUUAGGCUGAUUGUUUUGUUUUUUAGGUGCGGGUCGAAUGGAAAGCGGACUGAGUUUUUGCAAAAUCCACACGCCACGCAACCCACCAAUUACAUAAGUAGGUAAAACACGCUCCUACCCAAAACUCGUGAAAUUAGGUUGAAUAUCCAUGGAUUUUGGUUCAAUUGUCAUAAAAGCAAAUACAAUGAAAGUUUAGAUGACACUUAAAUUUUGAUUAAGCAUUUGACCGUGUCGAUUAUUUUGUUUUUCAGGUGCGGGUCACAUGGAAGGUGGAUCUAAUUUUUAACAAAUCCACACCUACCAAGGGAUUUUUCCAAAAGUAGUGUUGUUUUAAAAAAAAUUCCAAAAAUAGCACCCAACUCCAAAAAAUUACAAAAAUAGCACCCUUUCUGCAAAACCGCCACCCGUACCAGCGGUUUAGGCAAAAACCACCACCCGGGGAUGCGUUUUUCGAUGAAAACCAGACUGGUAGGGGGCGGUUUUGCAGAUCGCACCCCCACCAUGCGGUUUGGUUGCAGACCACACCCGCACCACGCGGUCUGCUUUUAUUUUUUUAUUUUUUUAUUUUUUUUGAAAAAUCCUAAUCUAGGUGGAAACUUCAAACAAACGUAUCUUUGUGUUCGGUUAUCCGAUCGUCGCGAUUUUUUUUAUUCCGCAUAACCUUUUGAGAUCUUGCAAGCCAAAGACUGCCGAAGGUGGUUUGGUCCCGCCUUCGUCCUAAAAAAUGUCGUUUGCUACCCCGAACGAGCUUUUUUCCGAUUUCGUCAAACUUUGGACAACCAUAACUUUGAGCUUCAAAAUCCAAACAACAUGAAAAAAAAAUUUAUUUCGCAUAAAUUUUUAAGGAAUAAAACUUUUAUCAUACACAUAAUUUCAAAAUGUACGUGGAUUGCUGAGAAGGGGAGGUAAGCUAUUCCCAAAAUCCUGUAUAUCCAAAAAUAUUUUGAAAAUUCAUUCCCAGUAAAAAUUGUAGUCCUUAAAAAGUUAUGCGAAAUAAAAAAAAAAAUUCUUGUCGUUUGGAUUUUGGAGCACAAAGUUAUGGUUGUCCAAAGUUUGACGAAAUCGGAAAAAGCUCAUUCGGGGUAGCAAAGGACAUUUUUUGGGAAGAAGGCGGGACCAAACCACCUUCGACAGUCUUCGGCUUGCAAGAUCUCAAAAGGUUAUGCGGAAUAAAAAAAAAUUCGCGACGAUGGGAUACCCGAACACAAAGAUACGUUCGUUUGAAGUUUCCACCUAGGUUAGGAUUAAAAAAAAAAACAGACCGCAUGGUGGGGAUGCGGUCUGCAACCAAACCGCAUGGUGCGGGUGCGGUCUGCAAAACCGCCCUCUACCAGUGCGGUUUUCAUCAAAAAACGCGCUCCCGGGUGGCGGUUUUCGCCUAAACCGCUAGUACGGGUGGCAGUUUUGCAGAAAGGGUGUUAUUUUUGGAAUUUUUCGGAGUUGGGUGCUAUUCUUUGAAUUUUUUUUUAAACAGUGCUACUUUUGGAAAAAUCUACCCAACCUGUCAAUUACAAAAUAUGGUAAAACUCGCUUCCGAUCCAAAACUCGUCAACACCGCGAUUAAGCAGGCCAAGUUUUAAACAAAACUCACACCCUAACCAAACCAUAAUUACAAAAAAUGGGUUUGUUUUGUUUUUUAGGUGCGGUUUGGAUCGAAAAUGGUCUGAGUUUUUAACAAAAUACACACCCAACCCAACCCAUAAAUUACAAAAGCGGGUAAAACUCGCUCCCGACCCAAACUCAUGAACAAAGGGUUCAACUCAAUUUGACCGGUCAAAUUAGUUGAAUGCCUAUGAAUUUUAUUUAAGCACUUGACCGAGUUGAUUAUUUGUUUUUUAGCUGUAGGUUGGAUGGAAAGCAGAGCGAGUUUUAAAAAAAAUGCACACCUAAUACAAAAGCGGGUAAAUCUUUCUCUGAAUCAAAACUCGUCAACACCAAUAAAAUUUUGAUUAACGGGGCCAUACUUUUAACAAACACCAUAUCUAGAGCUUGUUUGCUUCAUGGAUUUGGAUUCAUGAUGGACUUUGUCCAAAAUCUAUUGUUCGCUUCAAGUAUUUAGAGGUAACAAAUCUGUCGGACCCAUGGACUUUGAGGAUCCAAAUCUGUGGGGCCUACGAAUUUGAAAAUCCCACCAGUUAAGGUGGGAAUUGAUCAUGUACUUCAAAGUCCAUAAUAUUCUACCAAACCUACCUCUCAUAUUUUCUUUCUCUUCAUAUAUCAUUGAGGGCAAUAAAAGUAAGUUACACUUCAUACAUACAAAUUUAAUUAAUAAAAUCCAUCAUGAAAUCCAUUAAACAAACAAUGGUGUUUAUCAAAUCCAUAAUGCACCCAAAACCCUCAUGUAUCCAUGGUUUUUCAAACCAAAUAUAUUCGUACUGUUUUAUAACAAAAGCUGGUAUAUGUUUUGUUUUUAAAAUGCGAGUAUGACAGAAUUCAGUUCGAGAUUUAAUAAAAUCCACAUCCAACCAACCCGACAAUUACAAAAAUGGCUUUCUUAGAUGAGGGUCGGAUGGAAAGCAGUACGAAUGUUUAAUAAAAUCUACAAGACCCAAUCUGUCAAUUACGAAGCUGGUAAAUCCCGCUCCCAACCCAAAACUCGCCAACACCAUGAAAUUUAUGAUGAAGCGGUUCGAGUUUUUUUUUAAGGGUGAUAUAAUAAUAUUAUUAAUGAUCAAAAUAAAAAAAACAAACAACGGAAAGUGGAUCAACAUAGAAAGAAAAUGCAUAAACAUGACAGGUCUUAACAAAAGAGGCUGCACCUCGAUCACAUCCACAAAAUCAUAAAGAAAAAAAGAAGAAUCUCCAGAAAAAGGUGCGGCGAGUUUUAACAAUUCAAACAUGAUCCCACCCGUUAAGUACAAAAGUAGGGUUUUUUUUUUAGAUGCAUGUCGCGGGCCGAGUUUUUAAUAAAAUCCACAUCUGACCCAACCAUUCAUUUACAAAAGCAGGUGAAAUUCACUCUUGACUAAAAAUCAUAAACACCGAGUUCAACUCGCUUUCACUACAUCAGUUGGGUUUGAGUUUAAUUGAAAUACUAUGAAAGUCUAAAUGUUACUAAAUUUUUUAUCAAUUUAAUAAAAAAUUUAUUGAUUUGACAAUAAUAAAUAGUGUCCCUCACAAGUCACAACCCUCUUAUAUAAUGUUUAUGUAUAAUGUAGAAUAAUAUAAUUGAAAAAGGAAAACCAGCGCAUCUCACUUUACACAAUAAGAUAUAUGCUUACAAUAUCCUAGAUUCCUAACCAUCAUCUUAACUAAUCCACCGACACUUGGUCUAUGAUUUCCACUAUAAUAAUCAUAUGUCCAAGGAGGAAAAAGAACAUAAAGAACCAAACAAAUUUGCUGAAGGAAGUGAUCAGCAAAUACAUAUGAAAAGUAUACAUAUGCCAUUGUCUCAUUUCGUUCAGAGUCUCUAAAACAAAAGGAUUAGCUAGAAAUGUGGAAAGAAACUGAUUAACGGUACAAAGGUAGGCUACGUUUUUUUUUUUUUUUUUGGGUGAAAGGCAUGCUAAUUGCUACGUUGACUUUAAUUUUAUUUCAUGUUUCAGAACUCAAACUUACGGCACAUUCACAAUGAAAUUUUGAGAUGAUUGGGGAUCUGAAUGAUGAGAAUUUUGAGAUUGUUAGGUCUGCAAGGGUAUCUGUUAUUCUAGACAGUGUAGGGAUAGAAUCGCUUGGGCUGCUGCUGUGCAAGGAACGUUUGGAGCUUAUGCAGGCUCCCCAAGGAGAUCUUGAGGAUGAGGCAGAACCUGCCCCUGAGGACUUCGAUCCUAUGUCCUCGGACUCCGGAUCUGAUGAUGACAUUUCUGAUUACGAUUCACCUCCUAAUUAUCCCUUCUAGGUUCUUAUAGGAAGUGUUUAGUUCAGGGGGAGUUGUCCUGAUUGGUUAAAAGUGUCGUGUUAGGGUGUUGUUCUUGGUUCUUUCUUUAUCAGUUGUUAUCAGUGGUCAACGUUGUGACAUGCGUUCUAGAUGAAAUAAAAUAAGCAUUUUUCUUUUCAAAGUUUUAAGAAUUCGUAUGAGAACAGACUGCCCCAAGUGUUUAUUGAGUGUGUGCAGGAAGGCUAUUCACAGCGACAGGAGCCAUUGACUAGCUUAGGGGGAGUAUAUUGUGGGAAGCUCGUCAAUGCUCUGAACCGCCAGCUGAGAAUAAUAUCUCUCAAGAAGGAAAGUCUUCAAGCCACGAUUUGAUUCAUUUAGAGAAGGAAAGUAUAUAGUGAAACAAGAAAGGAAGAUCGCACAAAUCAAGAGGAAAUCAUUGA
Messenger RNA from Linum trigynum, 5083 nucleotides. The record is from the annotation of a GenBank genome assembly. NCBI's taxonomy places the organism in Eukaryota, Viridiplantae, Streptophyta, Magnoliopsida, Malpighiales, Linaceae.